UCUCCGCAGCGCGCGGGCCCGGCUCCAUGGCAGAGCAGGAGAGGCCACGACACCUCCUGAGGCUGGUCCAGGAGGGAAACCUGGAUCUCCUACGGGAUGAGCUGAGGCUGGAUGAGAUUCCAGAGGCUCUCAGCUGGCACUGGGGACGUUUGGGAGACUCCCUGCUGCACCACGCGGCUCGGUUGGGGCACCGGGAUGUGCUGGAAUUCCUGAUCCAGGAGAUUGGGAUGGACCCGGAGGUGGCCAACGGGGACUACAAGAGACCCAUCCAUGAGGCUGCUUCCAUGGGACACCAGGAAUGUGUGUCCUUCCUCCUGGAGAGAGGGGCCAGCGUGGACUGCUUGAAAAAGGGGGACUGGACUCCCCUGAUGAUGGCUUGCACCAGGAAAAACUUGGAAGUGAUCAAAACUCUGGUGGAGCACGGAGCCAAUCCCUUGUUGAGGAAUAAGGAUGGCUGGAAUUGCUUCCACAUUGCCAGCAGGGAAGGGCAUCCCGAGGUUCUCCGGUUCCUGCUGGAUGUGUUCCCAAACUGCUGGGACACGGAGAGCACCACAGGGAGAACUCCUCUGCACACAGCAGCGAUGCACGGCUGUUCCCAGGUCGUGGAGCUGCUCCUGGAGCGGUGUCAGUACCAGCCUGACAGCAGGGACAGCUGUGGGGUCACUCCCUUCAUGGACGCUCUCCAGAACGGACACGUCGGCAUCGCCCGGCUGCUCCUGGAAAAACACCAGGCCUGUCCCACAGCUGUGGAUGCCCUGGGUGCUCAGGCCCUGCACAGAGCAGCUGUGACAGCCCAGGAUGGAUCCAUCCAGUUCCUGGUGUCCGAGCUGGGCGUGGAUGUCAACGGGAGAGCGACGUCCCUGCGGCUGCCAGCCCUGCACUACGCUGCCAAGGAAGGACAUGGACAAACCAUCCAGACCCUGCUGUCCCUCGGUGCUGAUAUCCAGGCUAAGGAUGGGAAGGGCCGUUCUGCCCUGCACGCGGCCGGCGCCGGGCAGCGCGCCGAGGCCGCCGGCGUCCUGCUGCGAGCCGGGCUCCGUGACGCUCCGGAUAACUCGGGAAUGCUGGCACGGCAGCUGGCCAGGAAGCCGGAGAUCAUCCGGGUUUUCCAGGGAAUGCAAGAGGAAAGCCGCUCCUUUUCCAUGUGAUUCCAGGGCUGAGCUUCCCUUCUUCCCAUGCAGCUCCCUGAAACAGAACCAUCCAAGGAAAUCUCCACUUCUCGGGAUCCUCACGGCUUUUCCUGGGAAUUUCCACACAAAAUCCACCUGGAUCAUUGAUUUUCCAGCUCUUCAUGCACCUGCUCUCCCCUAAUCCCUGAAAUUCCUGGAAUUGUGAGGCUCUUGAAGCUGCACCAACCUUUUCAAUCCUUUUUGUAUCCCACGGCUGAUCCCAAAAUCUGCGGGAAUCCGUGGUGGGACCUCAGCCCUGGGAGGACAUCGGGAAUCUUUGGAUCAGACUGAAAUAAGGAGCUGUUUUAGUCCAGAUUGGAAUGCUGGGCAAUUCCCAGAACCCAUGAACUUUAAAUCCCAAAAAAUCUGCUCUUGGAAACCUGGGAUUCGCAACAAGGUAAGAGCAGCUGCAGCUGUUGGG
Messenger RNA from Pseudopodoces humilis (Tibetan ground-tit), 1590 nucleotides. RefSeq names its product ankyrin repeat domain 16 (gene ANKRD16). Lineage: Eukaryota; Metazoa; Chordata; Aves; Passeriformes; Paridae. The record is from RefSeq and is a predicted model, not a curated record. Gene Ontology annotation, molecular function: protein binding.